UCAUGAGCAGGAUACACACGGUAGGAUACACAGUUGAAGUCUUUCUUGUUUACUGUCGUCUGCUGGUGUGAGACACAUUUUCUGUAACACCUUAACGAUUCAUACCAUCCAUCUCUGCUUCGCAGCACGUUCGCCUCGCGAUGGAUGAUGUGGAAGCAAACUCGUCGGCGGCGUGCACAGUCGCUCGCUCGCUCGCCCGCAGCAGCCUGGACGCUGGCUACGGAUGCCAGAUGUAUUUUUAGUAGCAGGCAGGCAGGCAGGCUUAUCUCUGCCAGGGAGUCUGCAAGAAUCUCUGCGUCUGGAACCACUCCUGCACAGACCAUCGACCGGCCGCCAAAGAAAGUUGACUGCGCCAUUUUGGAAAGUGUUAGUCGUCGUUUCAAAAGUUUUUAUGAGAAGCCCGUUGAGAAGUUGCUGACUGCCUUCUGACUCUUAGGAGCAUCUACCUGUCACGCAGACAUCGUACCGUUGGUAAGUGCAGAAGAAAGAAAUCUCCACCAGCAACAGGCAGACAACAUCAUGUCUAGCACACGUUCCAAGAAGAAGCAGCGUACACGUACGCAGCGCUACACGUCCAAUGUCUUCGCCAUGUUUAAUCAGGCCCAGAUACAAGAGUUCAAGGAGGCUUUCAACAUGAUCGACCAGAACCGAGACGGUUAUGUGGACAAAGAUGAUUUGUUCGACAUGUACACGUCACUGGGCAAGAACCCAACAGAGGAGGAGCUAGAUCACAUGAUCAACAUGGCACCUGGCCCCAUAAACUUCACGAUGUUUCUCACGUUGUUUGGCGAGAAGCUGAACGGCACAGACCCUGAAGACGUCAUCCGAAACGCCUUCGCCUGCUUUGACGAGAAAAAUUCCGGUUUCAUCACCGAUGAAUAUUUGAGAGAAUGCCUGAUGACCAUGGGCGACCGGUGGUCCGAAGACAUGGUGGAUGAACUGUUUCACGGCGCCCCGAUCGCUGAUGGGCGUUUUGACUACCUGGAGUUCACACGCACACUCAAACAUGGCGCCAGGGAGAAGGACGAGGCAGUGCAGGGUCAGUCAGGUCAAGGACAGACGCUUCAACCUCAAAGUCAAGGCGAAAAUCCGGACACGAAACUCCAGUGUGAAUCGAGUGAGAAAGAUUGAUUGUACUGUGUACUACGUGGGGAAAGAAUUGUCUUAAAGUCCUUUUUGAUGGCCAUGGAUUUGGCUGGUUGCUUUUUGAGUCUGUGAAGCUCAAAAAGUUAACUUUACGUUAUAUUUCUUCGAAAAGGGUACAGAACACGGGUGUGGUUGCAUCUGGAUGAACAGCAUAGCGAAAAAUAUAUAGUCGUAAUAGUAACAUGGGUAUUGUAAUAUGUAGGAUGUGUACACAUGAGUCAACCUCAAAAAUACCCCUCUUCACCAUCGUCCCAACAUAUUUCCUCAAUGAAAGAAAAAGAAUAGCCAUUUUAACAGGAUGAUACGAUUGAAAAAAAGCCCACGUCAAAUAGUGUUAGUAAAUUUAAUUGUUCUUAAGCACUUUAACACGAGUCAUUUUUGGGCUGGUUGUGUGGAAAGACCCAUCUUUAAUUUAACACCUUUUGUUUACUGUAUGACUAUGGCAAACGUUUGCAUAAUGGAAAUACAAGACAAAUAGCCUAUUUUUGACGUGUUUUCAGUUGAAAAUGUUUUUGAACAAGAACUGAGAUACGCACGUACGUGUAUGUAUGUCUGCGUGUGAGGAAAACACAGGAAUAAAAGGAUUAGAAGAAAUAGGUAAGGACGUAGCAUCCAAGGCAUGAAAAAUGUCUUAUUCUGUUUAACCACGAACUUGUAUUACUGGAUUGCUGGCUGACUAUUUUUUCCAGUUAACUGCUAAACCGAGGCAUGAACGACAAAGCUUCCGGUUUAGUCAUAUUCUUUGUGACGGCUCGCCGAGACUAUAACAGUGGAGAACUUCGUAAGAGGCUAAGUGUUGGUCUUGGCAGACAGCAAUCUACCUAUACACGUCCAUGGUUUUACUAUUCAGCGUAGUUUUGCAUAACUGCCACCAGAUACCUUGGCAUCUGUGAUUGUUAACAACGGUUCAUGACUUCUAUGAUGGAGUGCAUGACUGAGGUGUAUACAUACCGAGUUUGCAAACCUUGGUUCAGCUUGUAACCCCUCACUGUAGCUGCUGAGUAAAGUACGGAGAAUUAUAACACAUUUUCUUUGUUAAUUUUUCUUUAUUAUACUUUUUAUGCGCAAAAAAAUUCAGCAGAGAAGUCUAACACAUUGAAUUAAUAUAGCUGAAAAUACACAGACAUCUUAGCCAAUUUGCAUAUGUACACAUGUCUGUCAACACAAGUAUGCUAACACGUACAAUAAAUUGGCUGUGGUAUAGGGUGUUCUCAAA
This is a messenger RNA of Pomacea canaliculata, 2362 nucleotides long. RefSeq names its product myosin regulatory light chain 12A-like. Gene Ontology annotation, molecular function: myosin heavy chain binding; calcium ion binding. The transcript is spliced from 4 exons. Gene Ontology annotation, cellular component: myosin II complex; cytoplasm. The record is from RefSeq and is a predicted model, not a curated record. The coding region runs from base 520 to 1131 and encodes 203 amino acids. NCBI's taxonomy places the organism in Eukaryota, Metazoa, Mollusca, Gastropoda, Architaenioglossa, Ampullariidae.